AUAAUAUUGUUUAUUUGUUUGUUUUUCGUGUGUGCAGAGAUACAAAUUUGGAAGAUUCGUCUUGCAAAUUUGUAAAAUUGCGGAUCUAUUGGUAUAGGAGUGCAGAUUUAGAAGAUUCGUCUUGCAAAUGUGCAGAUCUUGAUAUCUAGUUUUUUCACUUUUGCAACUAUAUAUCAAUGGAGCUCCGUCAAGAACGAUGCAAAAUUAUUUAAAAUUAUCCAAGAGCAGUUCAGAAGCGAUGCUAUUAUAGGUGUUUAAUUCUUGUAUUGAAAAUUUAAAUCUAUUAAGGGAUGAUUGUAAGUGCCAAAUGACUAUUACUCCUUAUUAUUUAAUAAAAAUCACUCCUCCCUACCGUUAAAAAAAAAAUAAAAAAAAUGAGACCGAGGGUCGUUGGUCUCAAUCUGCACGGUUACAACUAAGCCACGUCAUCUCCCGCCAAUUUCAACAUACAUUCUUCCCUUUUUACCCCUCUCCCUACCAGCAUCAUACCCUAACUACCAAGGGUAAAACAGUAAAUUUCAACCUCAAUUGAUUUUCCCAAGUAAAGGCGGUUGCUGUUCCUCUUUCUCUCUCCUCCUUCCUCUUCCUCCCUGUUUCUCUCUCCUCUGAAACUCCAUUGAAAGCGAAAAUAGCAGUAAUAGGAAUUGACGAAAAUGCUCCCGAGAACAAGGAGAGCAGCGUCGCCGAAGAUUGUGAUUGAGAGGGAUGAAAAUUCCGAAGAAAGCUCCUCUGAUGAAGAAGUAGAAGAUGAACAAAACGGCGUCGUUGAUGAUAGUGAAGAAGAUGAAGUUGAUGAACCAAUUGUUGAAAUUAAGAGUAGAGAGAAAAAACCCAUUACUAUUUCUCUUAAAAAAGUCUGCAAAGUAUGUAAGAAGUCAGGACAUCAAGCAGGGUUUCAAGGGGCUACUUAUAUUGAUUGUCCAAUGAAGCCUUGUUUUCUUUGCAAAUUGCCUGGGCAUACGACAAUGAAUUGCCCUCACCGUGUUGCUACUGAGCAUGGUGUCAUUCCUGCUCCUCGUAAAAGUACUCGUCAUUCAGUGGACUAUAUUUUCGAACGUCAGCUUAGGCCACAUGUACCUGCUAUCAAGCCAGGAUUUCUUAUACCAGAUCAAGUGACACGAGCAGUUAUCAGAUACCAUAGUAGACGAGUUACAUGUUUGGAAUUCCAUCCGACUAAUAAUAAUAUACUUUUAUCUGGUGAUAAGAAAGGUCAACUUGGAGUCUGGGAUUAUGAUAAAGUAUACGAGAAAAGAGUUUAUACAAAUAUUCACUCUUGCUUACUUAACACUAUGAGAUUUAGUUCAGUCAAUGAUGGAACUAUAUUUGGUGCAUCCUCUGAUGGAACCAUUAGCUGCACUGACUUAGAAACUGGAAUCUCAGAAUCAUUGAUGGACCUAAAUCCUAAUGGUUGGCAUGGUCCAAGCAGUUGGCGGAUGUUGUAUGGCUUAGAUAUCAACUCAGAGAAGGGGCUUGUUCUAGUUGCUGAUAACUUCGGCUAUCUGUACAUGUUGGAUACACGUACAAAGGAUAAAAUAAGGGAGGCUGUCUUGAUACAUAAAAAGGGUAGCAAGGUUGUAGGGUUGCAUUGUAACCCUAUCCAGCCAGAUCUUCUCUUGAGUUGUGGAAAUGAUCACUUUGCCCGCUUAUGGGAUCUCCGUCACUUAGAAGCUGGAUCUUCUCUUGGCAACCUUGCACACCGCCGAGUAGUAAAUUCUGCUUAUUUUUCUCCGCAUACAGGGAGCAAGAUUCUCACUACGGCACAAGACAAUCGUAUUCGUGUUUGGGAUUCAAUAUAUGGCAAUAUGGAGUCACCAAGCCGUGAAAUUGUACAUAGCCACGAUUUCAAUCGCCACUUGACUGCUUUUCGUGCUGAAUGGGAUCCCAAGGAUUCAUCAGAGUCUCUUGCUGUUAUUGGACGUUACAUCAGUGAGAACUACAAUGGCGUUGCUCUGCAUCCUAUUGACUUUAUAGAUGUGAGCACAGGGCAAUUAGUUGCUGAGGUGAUUGACCCGAAUAUCACAACCAUCAGUCCUGUGAAUAAACUGCAUCCCAGAGAUGAUGUUCUGGCGUCUGGUAGUUCAAGAUCUCUAUUUAUCUGGAGGCCUAAGGAUAAAUCUGAGGAUGUGCAACAGAAGGAUGAAAAGAAAACAAUUGUUUUCUGUGGGAAGGCCGACAGUAAACUAAAAAGGAAAUUUGGUGGUGAAAGUGAUGAAUCGGAUGAUGAAUCGUUCAAAUCAAAGGGUAAGAUGUCCAAAACAAAGUCAUCUGCCACCAAAAAAGUCAAGAGGUGAAGUUUCUGAUGUCUUGAUGAACUUUCCAUUCCUAAGGGUAAGAGUAACUGGUGCUUUGCGUAAUUAAGACCAAAAGUAUGUUACUUGAACUUCUUUUAUGGUUUUGCAACCGGGCAAACAAGCUAUUUUGUUUUGCUGUUACGUUGAACUAGCUCCUGAAAUAUAGGAAUGCAGAAGGCUGAAACUAGCUUAUACAUUAAUGGCUAGGUUAGUGUAACUCUUCUAUGUUGCCUGCUAUGUCAGCCUCAUCAUUUUGCUUAUAAGAUGAGCUGCAAAUGCGUAGUAUUGUAUUUGUUGUAUAUAUAUGAUUAUAAGUAGAUAAAGUAUAUAUUUUUCAUCUUUC
Molecule: messenger RNA, 2634 nt
Organism: Chenopodium quinoa (quinoa)
Lineage: Eukaryota; Viridiplantae; Streptophyta; Magnoliopsida; Caryophyllales; Amaranthaceae
Product: protein DAMAGED DNA-BINDING 2-like
Exons: 11
Coding region: 654-2291 (545 amino acids)
Biological process (GO): DNA repair; response to UV
Cellular component (GO): Cul4-RING E3 ubiquitin ligase complex; nucleus
Molecular function (GO): damaged DNA binding; protein binding
Source: RefSeq, a predicted model, not a curated record